Messenger RNA from Apaloderma vittatum (bar-tailed trogon), 1020 nucleotides. RefSeq names its product interleukin 10 receptor, beta (gene IL10RB). Gene Ontology annotation, molecular function: protein binding; interleukin-10 receptor activity. The record is from RefSeq and is a predicted model, not a curated record. Bases 1 to 1020 code for a protein of 339 amino acids. The transcript is spliced from 7 exons. Gene Ontology annotation, biological process: blood coagulation. Gene Ontology annotation, cellular component: membrane. Lineage: Eukaryota; Metazoa; Chordata; Aves; Trogoniformes; Trogonidae.
AUGGUUUAUUUAAUAGCUGUCUUGCUUUUGAUUUUUCUCACAGUAUCUGGAAUAGUGCCAAAACCUCGAAACGUAAGAAUAAUUUCAGUUAAUCUUCGUAGCAUUUUACAGUGGGAUGCACCUAAGUUUCACAAAGGGAAUAUAAGUUACACUGUCCAGUCUAGGAGUGUCAUUUUACCUGGAAACCGGUAUGAAAAUGUGAGCACAAACUUGAAACUCACAAAGUGCGAUGUCUCUUCUCUGUCUGCAUAUGGAGACUACAUUUUACGGGUCAGAGUGGAGUCAGAAAAUAACCACUCAGACUGGGCGACCAUCAGAUUUAAGCCAAUGGAUGACACAAUUAUUGGGCCACCAGAUGUAAAAGUGAAGUCAGAAUCUGGGUCCCUGCACGUGGAUUUCACAGGCCCUUUUGCUGAGCAUGACAGCUGGCCUCUAAAGCAGUAUUACGGCUCGUGGAAUUACAGAAUCCUGUACUGGAAGAAAGGCAGCAAUACAGAGGUGACUCACAUAGAUACUAAACAUAACUCUGAAAUAUUAUCUCAGUUGGAGCCAUGGACAAUCUAUUGUAUACAAGUGCAAGCAGUCGUCCCUGAGUGGAAUAAAACAGGGAAACUGAGCGGGGAGCUCUGUGAGCAGACAACCCACAAUGGUGUAACUCCUGUGUGGAUAAUUGUGAUCGUUCUCAUAGGAUCAAUGAUGGUCGUUGUGAUAUCUGUUCCUGUUUGUUUCUUUUCCUUUUUGUAUCUAUAUCGACUCACCAAACAUGUUUUCUGCCCUUCAUAUAUUUUCCCACAACACUUGAAAGAGUUUUUGAGCAAGCCUUCCAGUGGUUCACAGCUUUUUUCUCCACUCCCACAAGAAGAGCAUCUUUCUUAUGACAAGCUAAUUGUCAUCUCAGAAGAAUCCAAAAAUCCGAGCGAUGAGACUAGAGGUGAGGCCAGUGAGAGCACAAAGCACCUUCAGGACUCUGAACAAGAAGAUUCUGAAUCAAGAAUACUACCAGCUUCAGAAGAAGCCUAA